This is a messenger RNA of Pneumocystis jirovecii RU7, 1347 nucleotides long. RefSeq lists its product as uncharacterized. Lineage: Eukaryota; Fungi; Ascomycota; Pneumocystomycetes; Pneumocystales; Pneumocystaceae. Gene Ontology annotation, cellular component: nucleus. The record is from RefSeq and is a predicted model, not a curated record. The transcript has 8 exons. Bases 1 to 1347 code for a protein of 448 amino acids.
AUGAUUAUAUUCGUUAUGUCAAAUGGAAUGCUAAAAUAUACUUCUGUUAGUAUAAAAAAGCCUUUAAGCAAACUAAAACCGGGAAAUGUUUUUGGGCCUACUGAGGAAAUAUCAAGUUCUCAAACUUCUGUAAGAAAAAAGAUUCAAUGGCCUGAUUCAUUGAAAGAAUUUGUUGGGAGGUGUUUUGAAAAUUGUUCCGACAAAGAUAGGCCUUUUAUAGAAAAAGAACUUAAAGAGAUUAUUACUAAGGCUUUUGAAGACGAUACUGUUUUUUCUAUUGAUUGGAAUAAAAUUGAGCUAAAUACUCUUAAAAAGGAAAGAAAGCAGUCUAAUGAAUAUUUUCAGAAAAGUAAAAUGAAUAAAGUGAAAGUUGAACGAUCUGACCUUAAUACUUUUAGAGUAUUAGAAGAUGAACAUCAAAAAGAGAAAAGAAUUAAGAGAUUUGAGGAAAAGAACAUAGCUAAAAUUUCAAAUGAGACAUUAAAUGUUGAUAUAUGUUCUCAUCAUUCUGAUGUAAUUGAUUGGGAUGAACAUACUAUAGUUGGAAGGUCUCAACAGUUAGAAAAAAAAUAUUUGCGUCUUACUUCAGCACCUGAUCCUGAAACAGUUCGACCUUUAUCUGUAUUAAAAAAGACUUUGGAAUUUUUGAAGACUAAAUGGAAAGAAGAAAAUAAUUAUCUUUAUAUAUGUGAUCAAUUUAAAUCAUUAAGACAAGAUCUUACUGUACAAAGAAUUAAAAAUGAUUUUACUGUAAUGGUAUAUGAAAUUCAUGCUCGAAUAGCUCUUGAAAAGGGUGAUUUAGGAGAAUAUAAUCAGUGUCAGACACAGCUUUUUUCAUUAUAUAGUUAUAAUCUUCCUGGUCACCCUGAUGAAUUUUUAGCCUAUCGUAUUCUUUACCUUUUACAUACACGAAAUAAAUCAGAUAUUCAUGAAAUACUUUUGAAACUUAGUGAAAAAGAAAGAAAAAAUAAAGCAAUAAAACAUGCUUUGGAUGUAAGAGCUGCACUUGGAACGUCUAAUUAUCAUUUAUUGUUUAAAUUAUAUUUAAAUGCACCAAAUAUGGGAGGUUAUUUAAUGGAUCGUUUUGUAGAAAGAGAAAGGGUUAUUGCUUUAUGCAAGAUGUUUAGAGCAUAUCGACCAAGUUUAAGUUUGAAAUUUUUAUGUCAAGAGUUAUCAUUUGAGAAUGAAUCUGAAUGUUUUGAAUUUUUAAUGGUACGAUGUAAUAAGGAUGUUUUUAUACGUGAUGAGGAAAGUAAAUUUUUACAUAUCAAUACUAAAGAUGCUCUUGAAUAUUUUGAACAAGCUAGAUUGAAGAAUAAAGUUAUUGAUAUUAAAGGGCAAUUAUAA